Messenger RNA from Protopolystoma xenopodis, 495 nucleotides. The record is from the annotation of a GenBank genome assembly. NCBI's taxonomy places the organism in Eukaryota, Metazoa, Platyhelminthes, Monogenea, Polystomatidea, Polystomatidae.
UUCGACACAGGCGAGGCGGAUGAGGAGACAAUUUUGACGGGCUUUGGACAAUUGACCGUUUUCACAGUGAUACGGAUACGUUUCUACCUGGUCCGACAUAUCUUUUCUGAGGAUUCCGUGUUUCGUGACCCUAUUCCGGUGAAAUCACCUCUUCUCGCUCAGUCUGCAGAUAUCGCCGCCUCCAAAACUCACAGUCUCAAGAGUCCGACUAUGCGCAAAGCACAAGAGCCGGAGGCAGGGUUCACGUGGCAGAUGAGGCUUUGGGACAUUUUUCAGAGCUCUUGUACUCGCCAAAAACCAACCAGCAGGGAGAAGAGUCUGGUCAAAAGUGGACUACUUGAAGUUGGGAUUCGGCCCAUAAUCAUCCAAACCUGUCAGGCUGGGUACUUGGGCAUGUCAGCUGACAGAAAGCCUCAAGAACUCAUCGGUCGGGGAGGCGAGGAGGCGGGGGUCAAACGCUUCUGCUACCCAAAGAGUACAUGUCAGGGUACUUAA